This is a messenger RNA of Hibiscus syriacus, 1442 nucleotides long. Its product is annotated as phenolic glucoside malonyltransferase 1-like. The transcript has a single exon. The record is from RefSeq and is a predicted model, not a curated record. Bases 29 to 1399 code for a protein of 456 amino acids. Lineage: Eukaryota; Viridiplantae; Streptophyta; Magnoliopsida; Malvales; Malvaceae.
UUGCAUUAUCCACUUAAUAGAUUACAGAAUGAAAAUUUCGGAGGUUAUCCGAGUCACCCCACCCUCUGACUCACCAGAAUCAGCCACCGAAUUGUGUCUUCCCCUCACUUACUCCGACCUUUUCUGGUUCAAGCUUCCUCCCGUUGAGCGUCUCUUCUUUUACCAACUCAACGAGUUAACUCCUGCUUGUUUCAACUCAGUUGUCCUCCCAAAGCUCAAGCGCUCACUUUCUCUCACACUCCUCCAUUACCUCCCCGUCGCUGGCAACCUCAAGUGGCCACCAGACCAGCCUAAACCCGUCGUUUUAUACACCGCAAACGACGGCGUUCCCCUCACGGUUGCCGAGUCCAGCCCCGACUUUAAUCUCCUUACGAGUAAUGGGAUCCAUGACGCUGUCGAGUUGCAUCCUCUCAAACCCGAGCUGAUAGCUUCAGAUGUUUCAACAUCAACUGUAGCUUUGCAGAUAACCCUUUUCCCAAACAUGGGGUUUUGCAUUGGAAUCACAGCCCACCAUGCUGUUCUUGAUGGCAAAACCACAACCAUGUUCGUCAAAUCUUGGGCUCAUAUAUGUAACCACGGAAAUAAAGACAACUCUACCUUGCCACUCGAGCUGAUCCCAUUUUUCGACAGAUCUGUUCUGAAAGGUCCCGAUGGACUCGACAUGCUGUAUUUGGACCAGUGGCUAGCUUUGAGCGGAUCAGAUUCUAAUAAGAAAAGCCUCGAAAUCACGACGAGUGGAGGAGGAGCUCCGGAUCUAGUUCGAGCCACUUUUGAGAUUACUCGUGAUGAUCUCAAUAAAUUAAGAGAAAGGGUAUUGUCCGUAGUACCACAUAGUGGGAAAGAUCUUCACUUAUCAACGUUUGUGCUUUCAUAUGCUUAUGUAACAACUUGCAUGGUGAAAGCCAGAGGAGAUGGAGAGCGACGUGUUCUUCUCGGGUUCACAGUCGAUUGCAGGUCGCGGUUAAACCCUCCUGUCCCAGAAAAUUACUUCGGCAACUGUAACAGAGGUAUAUUCCAAGUCUCGAAGGCAAGAGAUUUCUUGGGCGAACGGGGGUUUGUUUAUGCUGUUCAAAAAGUAGGUGAGAUGGUUAAAGGUUUAACGGAGAAGGGGGUUCUUGAUGGAAUCGAAAAGGACCUGACAAUUGUUUUCGAUGUACUUAAGCAAAUGGCAGAGUCGGAGAUUCAGAUUAUUAGUGUUGCAGGGUCGCCUAGAUUCGGUGUUUAUGGAUCAGAUUUGGGAUGGGGGAAACCAAAGAAGGUGGUGAUUGUUUCGAUUGAUAAGAGUGAAGCUUUUUCCAUGGCGGAAAGCAGAGAUGGGGGCGGGGGAGUGGAGAUCGGCUUGGCUUUGAAAAAAAAUGAGAUGGACAAGUUUUCUUCCUUGUUUCUACAACAUGUUUAACAACUGGGAUCAUCUGGAAAUAGUGCUUUCUUUUUCUAUUCAA